Dromaius novaehollandiae (emu) is the source of this 16772-nucleotide messenger RNA. Its product is annotated as alpha-2-macroglobulin-like protein 1. The transcript has 50 exons. NCBI's taxonomy places the organism in Eukaryota, Metazoa, Chordata, Aves, Casuariiformes, Dromaiidae. The record is from RefSeq and is a predicted model, not a curated record. Bases 11389 to 15894 code for a protein of 1501 amino acids. Gene Ontology annotation, cellular component: extracellular region. Gene Ontology annotation, molecular function: endopeptidase inhibitor activity.
AAUAUUAUAACAUAUAUUUAUAACAUAAUUAUAUAAUUAAUAUUAGAUACUCAGGGAGGGGAGAUCUAAUAUAUUUUAGAAGUGUAUAAUGUAUGAACUUAUAUCUGGCCUAGUUACUUUGGAUUCCCUUUAGAAUUAAUGCAGAAAGAUAAGCAGCCACUCGAUAUUGUGCAUCUGACUAGUUCUAGAGGGUUAUCUUCAGACAUGAGUCAUCUCACCCUAGAAGUGCUCUGUGUGUGUCUCUCUCCACUGAUUAUAAAGGGAAACUGAAGGAUUAGAUCAGAUGAAAAAGAUUAAAGGUGACAGUAGCUGAGAUGAGUCUCACCCUUACUGUCAGAUUUUUCUUUGGGAACAUGGCCUACCAGAUCUGGGAUCUAUAUUGUCCUAGGGUCCUGUAGUGCUCUGGAAUCUUUGGAUAUGACUGAUCUAUGUAUACCUCAGCACAGGACUUCUGCUUAAUCUGACGGGCAGAUUUGCAGCAUCAGAGGUUCUGUAUUAUGUGUGAACCACUCUGAUAACACUCAACAAAGGGUUGAAUGCAUGCAUAUCACAACAAAGGUUUGAAUGCAUGCAUAUCACAUCUGAAACCAUGACACUCUGCGAAUAGCUAUAUUUCUGCCUUUAUUUCCCUUUCAGGGGAAAUUUGUAAAUGAGGAACCUGUGUAUAAGCUGAGGACAAACAGCCUUUUUUAUUGGAAUGGCUAUUUACAUCUGCAGCCAUACUACGGCAGCACCAAAAGUUACCUCAAAGUCACGGUACUGCUUCGGGUGCUUGCAUGUGCCUGGGAGCAGGAAGUCUGGGUGGAUUGCGGUACUGACCCUGUGGACCUGGGAAGGGAUGAAGAAAUCCUCUUCUCCUUUUCUGUGAGCACCCUGUGGGCAUAGUGGGUGGAGUAUGUGUGUAUGUUGGAGUGAGGCAGUGGGGGCUGAAGUCCAGCCAUUGUGGGCAGUGGUAAAACUGGUCUUGAUUGUAGCUUUCAUGGUCUGUGCUUAACCCAGACAGCCCUGAAGAUAAUCAUUAGGUAUAGUCAACUCUUCUCUGGUUUUGCAGCAUCCCUCUACCCCUCUCCCACUUUUGAUUCUGCUUUUCUCCUAGCCAUAGUAACUUGAUGUGACCUUUGAACUAAUUUUGUAAAUAUCCACAGGUGUUUUUCCCUGAUGCUUCAGUUCCUGUUGCCUGAUUUCACUGAAUCUUGUCCAGCACUAGUAGAUUGUGAAGGGAUGUGGAAGAGUUUGAGAAGGGAGGUUUCAACUGAACACCUCCUGUGCUACUUUUCCAGGUGGUGGGGAAUGGCAGGCUUAUUGUGGAUGGUCAAAAACACAUGGAUAUCAAGAAGGACAUUGGUCUGAAGGGCUCUUUCUCCAGCCAUCUCACCUUCUCCUCCCACUCUACUCCCAACCACUCACUAAUGGUUUACACCAUGUUCCUUGACAGAGGAGGUCACCCUGGGCUUCUCCCAACAGCAAGAUCUGCCAGAGGCAGCAGUGACUUUCCAGAUGGAGGCAGCUCUCCACUCACUCUGUGCUGUGUGUGCUGUGGACCAGACCGUGCUGCUCCCAAGGCCAGAAAUGAGCUGUUCAACAGGAGUGUGAGUGGCUGGGUGUGAGUGGUGGUGAGACAGCAGGACAGGGAGAAAAGACAGAAAAACUGCAUGGAGCUGUAGAAGGAGCUGAGCUGACUAAUGAACAGGUGCAUGGUAUGUUCUUCUCCCAAAAUAGGGGUUAUCCCUAUGAAGUCAAUGAGAACAUUGACUGUUCUGUACCAGGAAUGAGGUCAUUUCCAAUACGUGUCAUCGAUCCUCUGCCCCUAGAAUGCAGAAGAUAUCCUAUCAUGUGAUUUAAUCAACCAGCUGACUUCUUUAGUUUCCUCAAGCCCAGGUGCAAUACAGAACAUGGGACUGAAAAUUCUGUCAAAUGGCAAGAUAAAGAAGCCAGUGGAUUGCAUAUUUAAUGGGGCCCAGGAGAGAAGCAAGUUCAAUGGUGCCAUCCCUGAUCCCAUAACAGAAUGGAAAGCCAACAUGUUCUGUGUCUCAGACAGUGAUGCCUUUGGGAUGUUCCCCACAGUAGGGCUGAUUGCCUUCAAAACUUUGUGGAUCUGACCUUAUCGUGUUCUGUGAUCCAGGAGGAGUCAUUUAUACUGAAAGCCACAUCUUUAACUAUUUGAAACAGUGCAUUUGGAUCCAGGUUAUGCUGGCCAAGUCUGAGAAGUCCUGGCUGGAGUCACAUAUGAACUCUGACUACACUUUCUGCUUGUGUGCUGAGGAGACCAAGACUUUUUAUUAGGAUGUUGCAGCCAUCAAACUGGAUGAGAAGAGCAGAGGAGACAGACAACAGGAAGUCACCUGGGAAUUGCUGUGCUCCUCAGGCCAUAGCUCAAGCUAAUCCACUAUCCUGCUUUGCUUUUACACCGAGGAAAUUCCGUCUGGAACAUGGUCUCUCUGCAGCUUCCUGAGAAUGUGGUUCAAGGUGCAACAAGGGCCCAAGCGUCUGUGCUGGCCACCAAACCAAGAUGUGACUGACAUGACUGCAAUUUCCACAUAUGUGAGAAUGCCAAAGGGGAUGAAUGACAUGCACAGAAGCUGAUGAAGCCAAUUGGAGGCUUGCAGAAGACAGUAACAAGGAGAACUUAUGUGGUUGAGUAAAUGUUGAGAGGAUUUGUGGUGGAAGGCCGGCAGAAUUACAGGGCUACCAGAGGGAGCUUCAGUUCAAACACAAGAAUGGAUCUUUCAGUGCAUUUGGAGCAGGUCACAGGAAAGGCAACACCUGACUAACAGCCUUUGUGACCAAAUGUUUCCUGCAAGCCAAGCAGCACGUAUUUGUAGAAAACAAGGCCAUCCAAAUGGCUGUGAAGUGGAUGGCUGGGAACCAGCAAGACAAUGGUUGCCAUGCAAAUGUUGGGCAGUUCUUCCACACAGCAGUGAAGGGUGGCAUGGAUGGUGAUAUCUCCCUCAUAUACCACUGUAGGUCUGCUGGAGGCAAGGAAGCCACUUGAGGACCUCAUGGUGAAGAAAGGCUUGGAAUGCCUCAGAAAUGCUUCAUCCACUGACGUCUACACACAGGCUCUGCUAGCAGAUGUGUACUCGCUGGCAGUAGACAUUGCAGCAAGGCACUCUUUACUUGCCAAACUAGACUGGAAAGCCAUCAAAUCAGUGAUGUGGGGAGCUGUGGUACCUCCAACAUGGCCAUCAUGAAAGAUGCUGUCUGGAUUCCGUCCAAGACAAGGCAUGAAGUACUCUGUAAGUCACUACCUCUUUGGCCCUGUCCUGGAAGUCAGACCCAUAUCACUGUGGGGAAGGGGAACUUAAGCCAGGCAGUCUAGACAGUAGUGCCAGUAUUGGUUUUCCCCUGAGGACAGUGUCCAUUGCGCUGCUUCCUGUCCUCAAAGAGUUCUUCCCCUUCCCCUGGCCUGUUAGACUGCUUUAGCUCACUGCUGUGAAUCUGAGUGCACUACUGCAGUACUGCGGUGAGGUUUGGACUUUGGGUAAGCAAUGCACACUUUCUCUUGCAGUCCCACUGAACAGGUCCACCAUCAGGCUAGACUCUAACUCCUAUUCCCCUUUGCCAGCUCAAGUGGCAGCCUUUUGUGAAGAAAGCGGAGGUUGGGAAUGAAGAUUUCACAAUGUACCUGGAGCAGGUUAGUCCUGAGAACAGGUGAAUCUUUGAUUUGCACAUCAGCUCACUUUCUGCAUACAUCAUGUAUGGAAGACCAGAUUGCACAAGACAUGAUUUGGAGUCAGAGCAGGCAGUUCAAAUGGGGGUUCAGACCAGAGGCUGCGACUUUAUCUGAAUCAAGACUUCCACCUUCUUUUGCAUCUCAGAAACCUGCUCAGCCUGUAUUCUCUCAGCUUACUCUGGCUGCCUAGCUUAUUGCAGUCCAAGGACUGGCAGUUGCAGGCUGUAUGAUCUUUCUUCUCGCUCUUCUUCUGACUUCAAAGCCCAGCAAGGUUCAGUUGCUCAAUCCAUGUAUGCUAAUCUGCAGCCAUUCUUAUAUGGCCUGAAAGUGCCUCCCACACCUGCUACUGCGGUUUCUUAAAUGUGGAGAAUUUAACUCUUGUAACCAUCUUCUCGCAUCCAGGAGCUGAUCUCAACACUUGUUGAUCUCAACACUUUUCCCAGAAAGUCACCACUCCCAUUGCACGGUCACACACUGGUUCUGGUCCUCACUUUUGAAGCACACUUUGGAGACAGUGUCCCACUGGAGUCAUGCUGUGAGCUGCUCACUGCUGUCACUUAGACCUUCACAAUUUUUUUUCUUCUGCCCAUUCCCCAUUUCUCCUGCAAAGAUAGCCCCAGCGUGCCUGGGGCCAUCCAUAGAAAUGUGCUCUAAGUUUUUGGAUUUCCCUUGCAAGAAGCAGUAUCUUCCUCAGUCAUGAGAGGCCAGUUAUCUGGCAGAACAAACAAAUGACAGCUAUCACUUGUGGCACAUGGCUGAUGACAUCCAGAUGCGGUCUGCUGCAACUGCUCUGCCACAUCCUGAGAGUUCCUGGGGGUGAGAUGAGACUGAGGAAAGGAUGGAGCUUGUAGGCCUGCCUCUUACAUUAGAGCUGAAAGCAACUGAAGGAGAACACCCAUGUUGGUGGUACAGAGGUCUGUGGAGUAAAGAAAUCUCUGACUACUCCUUCCCUUCUAGAGUCCUGGCUGAGGAUUCUACCCUAAUUUUAGAGAUGUCUUAUAGCAUAGACUGCCUCUCCUCUACCUUAGUCUGAACUGUGUUCUUCAGCAUGCUGGUGUACAGGCAUGUGAAGGCCUGCCCUCUUUUACUGAAAGAAUGAAUCACUGACAGAGGCAGACAUGCCUGGGCAGCACAUAACUCCUCCCUUCCUUUCCUUCACAGCAGGGUUAGUGUCCCUGGCACUAACAGACCAGCAGCAACUUGAUCCUGUGUCCUUCCUAUCACAACAGAGCUUACAAGGAAUAACUUGGCUGAGAAAGAGUGCUUCACCUAUCUUUUCAAAACACGUUGCAGUCUUGCCUUUCAAAUUGUUACUUGCUGUGUUCAGUUGUAGAUUAUUAUUUCCCAGGGACGCUACAGCUGGAGCAUAACACAGAAGGCUACUUCUGACCUGGAUAUCAGGCCCCUGAUCUUGGGCCUUCAGAAUGUAAAAGCUGAUCUAGCCUGUUUCUGGUUGAUUUAUGACAGAGUCCUCCUCCAGCUAAAAAAGUCCAAGUACAUACACAGAGGAUGAGCGUUUUCUCAAGUCUUUGGAAUAUCUUUGCAGAGGACCAGGAAGCACCCUAUUCCUGCUGCCUUAAUCUGCACAGUUAUGUUAAUCUCUUCUGCAAGGCAUCAUUGAAAGAACAAGAGCAAAAAAACCUGUGUGACAAUUCUUUGGACAAAGCAAAAGCUAGAACCACAGGAAUGGUGAAGAGUCUACCAGCCAUCUCUCUGUAGAAGCUGUAGAAAUAUAUACCAGAGUAACUGCUUCCUAAGAAAUGCCCAUAAAUAGAUGCUUCUAAAAGCUGAGGUUUGAGUCAUGCUGCUUUCUCAACAGUCAAAUCUGUCCACACUUGCAGAACAAACUGAAGCCGAAACUAAGGUGCUCCUGGGAUUGUAACAGUAGAGAGGGCAUGCUGAGACUGCCUCAACAAGUGAUAGAUCUGCAAAACUGUAGAACCCAGGACUGAAGUAACACACAGUGCUGGAAGGCACAAAUAAAUGAAUAUUAAGGCCUCUUAAGGCCUUGUUCCGUAUCUCUGACUCUUGCUCUUCCUCCUCCCCAGCUGAACAAGCAGACUCAGAUAGAUGACUUCACCAUAAUCCAAAAUGUUCCGGUCAAGAACCUGAAGUCAGCAGGGGUCAGAGUCUAUGAUUAGUACCAGCCAGUUGAGUCAUGGUUCGAUAUGUGUUAGGCUACAGCUGUUUGAAAAUCCCAGAUUUCAGUAGUUUCUUUUCUGGGGACUGUAUACCCUUACGAAUUUUGCCUCUUGGGUUGGGGAACAUAGAGAAUUCAUCAGCCUGCCUCUGGAAGGCCCCAUGUUUCAAAGGCCAAAUUCAUGCGGAUCAAAGAAAAAUUGUCUCAGCAGUAAAAAAAAAAAAAAAAAAAAAAAAUCUUUUCUGUGUCAUAAACCAGGGGAAAGUAUAGUGAAUCUGAACAUGGCUGUCUUUAACCUGGAAGAUGAGAUGUACUGCCUAGGUUGGGUAUCUCUCCCAGCUGAUGUUUAGUGCUGGAUGUCAUGGUCUCUUUUUUGUAUUAUAGGUGAGCAGUUGAUGGUGGAAUACCCUAAUUCCUGCCUGUGAGGUGAGCAGAACAUACAGCUUUCCUGAGAGGAGUAUAUGCUUUUGUGGUUUCUUAUUUUAGCUGUAUUUCCUUCAGUGGCACUGGUCAGUGCCAAGGAUGGUGCUGAGAUCACAAUGCAGAAAGGGAUGAAGUAAAUAGGUAAGCUGGGGGCAGCGUAGGCCUCCAGCCUGAUGUGAAGGGCUCCUGUGCUGUGGGAGAUGUGGCAUUUGGGCUAAAAUGGAAGGAGGGGAAACUCAGCAGUCUGCGUUACUGAAUAACACUGUGAAUCUUGCUCCUGAAAUGUGAUUUCCCUUCUCAGUUUGGUGUGCUGUUUCCCUCAAAGAAAUGACAGCUCUUUCUAGGGGUGACCUCAGCAUCCUCUGAUGCAUAGCCUCCAUCAGAAUGAAAGUAGAAGACACAAAUAUAUGAACUCAUUUUUUUCCUCUUUCAGGAGAUGAAAUGAGAGGAAACAGCUUGUCCCUGGUGUAAUUCACAAAGAAUUCCCAGUUUUUCCAUUGUAUGGACUUCUUAGGUCAAAGGGAAAGAGAGUUAUCAUAUCUGGACUGCUCCUAUGUGUCUCUGGAUCAUAGGACUAAUACUUUCUUGCCUGACAGUUAAGAGGAAGGGGAAGGAUUAAAGAAACCCUCUUUGACCCUUGUAUAGAAAAGAGAGAGCCUGUGAGCUGUUGGUGGGAACUUUGGUAAUUUUGGAUCAGGGUGAGCGCUUUAGAUGUUACCCUUUUGAGAGUUGCGGGCAUUAUGAAGAGAAGAAUCAGGAGCACAUACCCAGUGGGGGAACCUCCUCCUCAGACUUUUAGUUCAUAUCCAGUCUGCUUGCUGAGGCUGACUUGGGGAAUGCCCUUGAGAAUUAUGCUGAGGGGGUGGGAAGGAGUAGAUGCAGGGGUAGAAUUCAGCAAGGGGUGUGUUGAUCAAGAGGCAUUCUGCAUUGUGUCUAACAUUCAAUAUCUGUUUUACAGUGAGGCUUGGUGACGUGCCUUUUAUUUUUAAACUUCUGGACCUUUGUUCAGUAAUCAUAGGCAUAUUCCUAUUGCUUGCUGCGUGGUUACUCCCCAGUCCGUAUGCUCAGUCUUAGAUGGAAAUGGCAUAGUAACAAGAAUUUUAGGAAAUAUCUUGACUUUGGGUGCCCAUGUCUGGCAGUAUCCAAAGUAUUCCACAAAUAUCAGUUCUACCAAGCUACUGCAAUGUCUCAGAUUAGUUUACUAGAACUGUUUCCCUACACAAUGACCUUUGAUUUGUGCUGCCACCAAGAAGGAGCUCCUUGGGUAUAAAUGGUCUAAUAUGCCACUUAAUUGAGAAAGUAGGUGGCUUUCACAAAACAAAGGAUCUCACAAAACACCUGACAAAUAUAUUACAGGUUGUGACUAUGAGGUGAGCAAGAGGGUCGGAUACCGUCAUAGAAAGACACUCAAGGUUCAUAAUGGGUUAAACAGGAUAGACUUAAUAAAGGACUUAGUUACACUCCAAGCUGUGUGGGGAGCCCUGGGAGCUGUGCAGAGGGGUUGCUGAUGGAAAGCUGCUGGGCUUACGAGUCAGAUGCACGGGUCGCACAUCCAGGUGGGACUUGACUCGUAUCCUAAGGGCCCCUUAAAUCUACUAGAACUAUUUCCUUAUCUCAGCUGUGCUAACCUUGAGUAGCUACUGUCCGGGAAGCAGCUAGACAUUGUUGACAAAACAGAAUAUGCAUGCCUGGUCCUGAUAGGAAUUUGGUCAGUGUGUAGUUUCAUGUGCUGGGCCUGCUAUCAUGUACUCUGCCAGUCAGUGACUCCUUACCAGAUCUUCUGCAGGUGUUCUCAGUACACAGGUAGUUGAAGCUCUCCAUCAUAAUUAUUCUAGCAGAACUGGCUUUAUGUAGGACCCAAAACUUUCCCACUAGGUUCUGGUUUAGGUUUUGAUUCUUUGUUAGCACUAGUGAUGAUUCAUAAGCCAGAGUAUUCAGAUUUGGAGGUCUUCUGUGGUUUCUAAAUCUUGUGGUUUUGGUUGAUCCAGCUUACCAACUUGGAUACAGUUCUCAGCUUCCAUAAGUGUCAGUCGUUUGACACCUAGAUUUGAAUUUACAAGUCAGGAGGUUGUGAUUCAAAGAAGUCACCAUGCCUGGAGUGCUGGUGAGACUUUCUUAUAUUGGUAGGAUGAGAGGGAGAGAUGAAGCAAGAACCAGAACUUUGGUACUGAACCAAGAAGGUUCUGGAGGUAAGGGGCUCUUUCUCUGGGGGUGUGUGGGUCUCUGGAUUCUUUGGCUAGAACAGAGCUGCGCUUGUUAUUUGUGUUCUUUUGUGAAAGGUAUGUUCCAUAGCAAAGCUGCAGCCUUCAGGGUUCACACCUGUUCUUUUUGAGAGAGAUUCAUGGCUUGACCAUGGUUUGGGAGCCUUCUUGUGAAGGUUUCCAAACUCACUUGGAAUCUUUACACAGGUUUACUAGUUUGGGCAUAGUUUCAUGAUUCUCCAAAGUUCAAUUAGAGUUAAAGAAUUCCAAGCCUGCAAUUAGGCUUACACUAACUUCCUGGCCAAAGUUUUCAGAACAUGGAAUUAAUCCUGAUAAAGGCUUCUGGAUUUGCCUCCAAGAUUUACCUGUUUUUUUGAAUGGUCUCAGCAUAGGAGCCAGGCAUUGACAGAGGCACAGGACAAUUUACACUAUGCUACCUUUGAACUCUCUGACCCAGUCUGUUCCUACUCCUUUAGCUGUGUUUGCUGUGUUUGUUCAGGUGUGUUCUCAAUUUCUUGCUUGGCUUUGGGGCAGUGGACGAAUUCUGCUGUCAAAACAACAGAAAGUGGGGGCAUUGCUCUACCUCAGGAUUUUGGAGAAAUACUUUGAAGACAUUCCAUUAUGUUAUGUAUACUGGGUAGGCUGCAGAAGCAUAAUGGCCUCUGCAGUUAUUACAAAGCCCGGAUGGAUUCUAACAUAGCCUUUCAAGCAGAAAGAGGCCCUAGGCCUGCUAGAAGCAGGUGGUGACUGUCUAGAGGAGAAUGAAGACUGUUUCUGUUUCUUUGAUGACUUUUUCUGCACUCCAAGCUCUCUAUCGGAUGCAGUUCUUUAAAGAAAAUGACAACUUCUUCCUCUUUUCAUAGUCUCCUGUCAAAGCACUCUGCAGACAUCCGUGCUUCCCCAGUACUCUUCUCACAGGAAACAUUAAUAUUAUUGCCUCUAUUUUCUUCAAAGGGAUUAACACAUAGGAGUGGUCUGCCGAGGUGCUAUUGCUCCUGGCUCUGAUUCUUAGCCACAGCAUAUGUCUUCCUGGUCAUAGUACUAAGUCUCCUCUUCUUCCAUUCUAUUUUUGUUUUAAGUCCUCUGUGGAGAACAGGAAUCUAUCUGUUCUUGCUUUGUCAGCAUGUACUAUUUUCUUUGCUCCAGCUGAACAGUGUCUUUUCAUGAGGGAUAGAUCCCUUCCUUCCCAUAGGUCUCUUGGCUGAGGAUUUCUAUUAUAAAGGCAUACUUUUAGUCCAUUUACAGAAGGAAACCACAGAGCUAGAAACCAUGUUCAGCCUUGCUCUAGUUUUUCUAGUUCAGAGACGCUGACCGUUCAGAUCUGUGACACCUGUGCAGCUGUCAGCCACUGCCUUCAGCAGGGAUUCUUCAAAUCUAUGGUGCUGUGACCAAGAGCCAGAUUUGCCUAUGUCAAGCAAGGAAUAGAGAACACACCUGGGCAAACAGGGUAGGAGGAGCAUGGUGGGGCAGGGUCAGAGAGCUCUGUCCAGUGUCAGCCUAGGUAGGUACAGCUCCUGUCACUCACAAGUCUGCCAGUAGCUGGUCCUCUCUGGCUGUGAUUUAUUGAUUUAUGGCAAGGUGUGGCUAGUGCUUUCUGUAGGAAAGUCCCAGAUUUUAGGCAAAGGGGUUGUUUAAAGGAUUCCCUGCAGUUCUCACUAGCAUGAUCAUCUUUCAUGAAGAGACAGGAGUAGGGAGAAUGUGUCCAUCGAAAGAAAAAGUGGCCAAUCUUUUUCACCUAACAGCAUAGCACUGUUUUAGACCAACUCAAAGCUGAUUUCUGAAAUCAGUUCAGGUAAAAAACCCAGAGUCCAGAAUGAACAGUGAAGUAUUCACCUGAGACAAAGCCAGCGCUAGCACCAACUACACCUAUGUAUAGUGCAUGGUGUAUACACAAUAAUGCAUAGUCCUUGUGAUGCUCUAUUGCUCUAGAGUGGUCCAGUGUUAGAAGUAAAAUGGAGAUCAGUCUUUCCAAACCCAGAUGGAAAAGAAAAUGGAGAACUUUGGGAACAGGGAUCCCAGGAAAUUCCUAAGCUUCUUGGAACACGAUUUUGCUGGACAAAGAAAUCCCAACCACCUGCUUGAGAAACACCAUGUUAGGAACUUUAUAUGGAAAGCUUAAGCUACUUCAACACUAUUACAUUAAAUGGUGCUGGGAAAUAUUUCCAGGCACAGAACCUCUCUGUAUUAUUGGGACAGCCCCUGGUACUUUUCAACCCGGGCUAACACUCUCUCACGCAAAUCUCCAGCAUGGUUCAGGAGUUGAUGCAAUUUGUGGACCAUGCAGAACAGACAGUUUACACAUGGCGAUACUGUUUUGGAGGCCAAGAUGGUUUAGCAGCGUGAAUGUUUGUCCUUCUGUAUAGGUUGUCCUCAGUGCUAGGGAACAGUCUUAGUAUUUAAUUUAUGAGUUAUAAAUAGAUCCUCAUGUUCAAAAAACCCUAGAUCAUUCAGACUCAAAAAUGAACAAAAAAGAACUGGAACUAGUUCCUGAAACUGUUGAAGAAAUGAGACACCUCUCCUUGCAGAUAUUGCCAUUGCUAAUGGGCAAUGGGUGUGGCAGAGAGCUGGUGGAGAGGCCUCUUGGCCAGUGAGUGUUUCAUUUUUCUUUGUGUGGGUGCAGGGAAGGAAAAUUCAAAGUGGGACCAUCACUAAGUAAUUAGUAGGUGCUGGCUGGUGGCAGUGUUGAUACUGUGCUACCCUGUGCAUAAGCAAGGAACUGCUCCAUGUUCUCAAGUCUAACAGGAUCUCUAAAUCCCUAGGGAGAUUCAUAAACCCGUAGUCUGACCUUGUGGAGCUGCUGAACCCUGUGUCCUGAACAACAGCACUACCUUCUGUGUGCUGUUGGCUGCACAGCAGCAAUCCAUUUCCAGCUGAAACAAAGGGACAUGAGUGACAGGUGAUCAGGACCUGGCCUGGGUCACUGAGCAGCAAAGUUCUCUCUGUUUUUUUCCAUGAAAAGCCCUUGCGGUCAGAUGUCUCCAUGGGGGCCUUGUAGAAGGGGAUGUUCUGAACUAUUGGUGGAUGGCAGCCAGGCUGUCCUAGAAAGAAACUACCCCCCAAAAAACAGCCUCAGUGAUCUAAGAGGAAGAGGACCAUUGGAGGCUGGGCAGCAAGAGACCCCAAGCAUGUGGAUAGCCAUCCUCCUGAGCUUUCUGCUCCACCUUGCAGCUGCUUUUCACCAACUACAUUACUUAGUGGUGAUCCCUGCAGAUCUCCGCUACCCGUCCACCCAAGUUGCCUGCCUCCAUGUCACCUGUUAUGAAGCAAAGCUUCAAGUGAAUCUGGUCCUGGAGCACUCUGCAGGACGUGAUUUGUUAGUGGGAGAAGCCAUCCAGAAGGAGAAGACCUUCAUGUGCACUAAGUUCUGGGUUGCACCUCCAGUUGAUGGCACAGAGGAAAUCGCCACUGUAAUUCUGACCAUCACAGGCCAAGGGGUCAGUAUUGAGGAGAAGAAAAAGGUCCUGAUCCGCAAGGCAAGCAGUGGCACUUUCAUCCAGACGGACAAGCCCAUCUAUCAACCAGGGCAGACAGUGAAAUUUCGUAUCGUGACUCUGGACGAGGACUUCAUUAUGCUCAAUGACUCGUUUUCCCUGUUUCUUCAGGACCCUAAGAACAACCGGAUAGGACAGUGGCUGGAUGUGAUGCCCCAGGACGGCAUUGCAGAUCUGUCUUUCCAGCUAACUGAUGAGCCUCUGCUGGGGACAUAUGUCAUCAACGUAACCAAAGGGAAAGCAUAUGGCAGCUUCUCCGUUCAGGAGUAUGGGCUGCCAAAAUUUAAAGUGAUCUUUGAUGGGCCAGUUCAGAUUUAUGCACUAGAUGAAACCUUUCCACUCCGGGUUUGUGGCAGAUACACCUAUGGGAAAGGCGUCCAGGGGAUGGUUCGUGUGAGCCUUUGUCAGAAGAUAGCCUCAUUUUUGUACAAUACUUCAAAACCUGAUCUCUGUCAGGAAUUCAACAACCAGACAGACAAGAUGGGUUGCUUCUUCACAAGUGUGACUCUGUCCUCCUUUAGCCAAGACUUCUGGUACUAUCAGGACAGCAUACUUGUAGAGGCCUCCCUGGUGGAGAAUGGCACAGAGAUACAGGUCAAUGCUUCCCACAAAUUACUCCUCUCCAAGAUUGGUGGGAUGGCCUUGUUUGAGGAUGUGAAUUCUUACUACCAUGCUGGAGAGAUGUACAGGGGGAAGAUUAAGGUCAUCGAUUACCAAGGCAAGUCACUGAAGUACAAAAAAGUCCUCCUCAUAGAAAGCUAUGGUGAGCAGCGGUUUCAGCAAGAGUACAUCACCGGGGACUCUGGAACAGCUUCAUUUAGCCUGAACACAACUGCUUGGAACAGUACCUCAGCCUCCCUAGAGGCAAGUGUCCUGCAUGAAGAUUCUGAUAGAAAGCCUGGGACAGUUGAUUUGAAUUACCAGAGAGCCACUCAUUUGAUACGUCCAUUCUACAGCACCAGCAGGAGUUUUCUCACUAUUGUCCAUGUGCCAGAAAUGAUACCCUGUGGUAAAAAGCAGGCUGUCCAGGUGGACUUCAGAAUUUACCAGGAAGACCUGGAACAUGGGCCUAAGCGUGUCAUUUUCUCCUACUUUGUCAUGGGGAAAGGAGGGAUAGUCCAUGCAGGUCAGAAGACUGUUUGGGUUGGGCUGCCAAGAAUGCUGAAAGGCUUCUUCUCCAUCCCUCUUAUCUUCGACUCGAUCUAUGCCCCAGCUCCAACACUUGUGGUUUAUGUCAUCUUCCCUAAUGGAAAAAUUAUUGCUGACUCUGCUGUCUUCAGUGUCUCCAUGUGUUUCAGAAAUAAGGUGGAGCUGGGCUUCUCAAAGGCUGAGACCCUUCCUAAUUCAGAGGUCAGUCUCCACCUGCUGGCAGCUCCGGGAUCCAUGUGUGCUGUCAGGGCUGUGGAUCAGAGUGUUCUUCUACUAAAGCCAGAAAAAGAGCUCAGCAACUCCAUGAUCUAUGGGCUGUUCCCAUCGGUUUAUAACUCCAGGUAUCCUCACCAAGUGUCUGAAGAUGAUCAUUUGUGUGGGUUCUCAGAUUCUGAUCAGCCUGAUGUGUUUACAGCAUUCAGGGAAAUGGGGUUGAAAAUUCUGUCCAACACCAAUAUCAAGAAACCAAGAGUGUGUCUAACUACUCAGUCAACAACUAUGCUGGAGAGAACAAGGAUAUUUAUUUCCAGUCCCAUGUUAAUGUUUGCCCAGCCCUAUAAAGCAUAUAACACUGGGCAUCUGACAACAACUACCUAUCAGCCCACUAAGUAUUUGCCUGUUUCUCAAGCUGAAGAGAAAGUUCACAAGUAUUUCCCAGAAACCUGGAUAUGGGAUUUGUAUUCUGUGGGUCCCAGCGGGAACAAGAACAUCACUGUAACUGUGCCUGACACUGUCACAGAAUGGAAGGCAGGGAUGUUCUGCACAGGGCAUCAUGGCUUUGGACUUGCACCAACCUCCAGCCUGCUUGUUUUCAAGCCCUUUCUUGUGGAGCUCACACUGCCAUCUUCUGUGAUCCAGUGGGAGACCUUCAUGUUGAAGGCCACAGUCUUCAACUACUUGCAGCAGUGCAUGAAGAUCCAAGUGACCUUAGAGGAGUCCACACGCUUCCAGCUGAAGCCAUGCAAAGGCUGUGUCUACAGCAGCUGCUUGUGUGCCAGUGAAGCUAAGACAUUUCAAUGGAGUGUUACAGCUAAGCAACUGGGGCUAAUGAACGUUACCCUGAGCACAGAGGCCAUGGCCACCAAAGAACUCUGUGGCAAAGAGAUACCAUUUGUCCCAGCCCAAGGACAGAAAGACACAAUCAUCAAACUACUUCUAGUCCGGCCAGAGGGAGUGUUGGUAGAGAAGGCUCACAGCUCCAUCCUGUGUCCCCAGAAAGGGAAUCCAGCACAGGAAUCUCUGUCCCUGAUGUUGCCUCUAAAUGUCACUGAAGGUUCAGUUAGAGCCACCAUCUCGGUCACUGGUGACCUUAUGGGGACAGCACUGAAGAACCUGGACCACCUGGUGCAGAUACCCCAUGGCUGUGGGGAGCAGAACAUGGUGCUGUUUGCGCCCAUUGUCUAUGUGCUGCAAUACCUGGAAAAGACGAGGCAGCUGACCCCAGAAAUCAUGGAGAGGGCUACGGGAUUCCUGAGCAAUGGGUACCAGAUACAACUGCAGUAUCAACACCCUGAUGGUUCCUACAGUGAAUUUGGUACGAGGGAUGAGUACGGUAAUACUUGGCUGACUGCAUUUGUGGUCAAGUGCUUUGCCCAAGCCAAACCAUACAUCUUCCUGGACAACAGGGGCAUCCAAGCUGCUCUCACCUGGCUGGAGCUCCAUCAGCUUCCUAACGGUUGCUUCAGAAAUGUGGGCCAACUUUUUCACACAACCAUGAAGGGAGGUGUGGAUGGAGAAGUCCCCUUGGCUGCCUACAUCACUGCUGCAUACUUAGAGACAGGAGAGACACCAAAGAGCAAAGUGGUGCGUAAGGCUCUGGGCUGUAUCACUCCUUCUCUUCGCAAAGCUACCAGCACUUAUACACAGGCCCUGCUGGCCUACACCUUCGCCCUGGCUAAGGACACUCAUCACACGCAAGAACUACUUGCUGUACUUGAUCAAAAGGCAAUCAGAGCAGGUGGGCAGAUCCAUUGGAGUCAGACCCCAUCCAAGGCACCCAGCACUAGCCCUUGGUCACAGCCGCUUUCUGUAGACGUGGAGUUGACAGCCUAUGUCCUCUUGGCUCUGCUCUCCAAGCCAAAUGUCACAGGGGCUGAUCUCAUCACAGCGUCUGCCAUUGUGGCCUGGCUCAACAGGCAGCAGAAUGCAUAUGGAGGGUUUGCCUCAACACAGGACACAGUAGUCGCUCUGCAGGCCUUGGCCAAGUAUGCAGCGCUGACAUACAGCACCAAAGGGGUUGCAGAAGUGAGGGUGAAGUCCCAAAGAGGCUUUGGGCGGAAGUUCCAAAUCUCCCAUCAGAAUCGGCUGUUGGUGCAGGAGGCGGCACUGACAGAAAUCCCAGGAAAGUUCUCUGUGCAAGUCCGUGGCAGCUGUUGCGUCUUCACCCGGAUGGUGCUGAGGUACAACACACUGUCCCCACAGACCUCCACAUCCUUUGCCUUGCAAGUGAAAACCAAGCCAGUCAAUUGCACCAAGGAUGAUAUACGCUCUGUUACUGUCUAUGUCAAUGUCAGCUACACUGGGAGCAGAGCCACUUCCAACAUGGUGAUCGUGGAGGUCUCCCUGCUGUCUGGAUUCAUCCUGGCUCCAGGAUCCAGGACGUCUUUGCAGCACUGGCACCUAGUGAGAAGAACUGAGGAAACUCAAGCAGGUGUUGCCAUCUACGUGGACAAGCUGAGCCAUAAGUCUGAGACAUAUGUCCUGCAUCUGGAACAGGAGAUUGGGGUGACCAACCUGAAGCCAGGGCAUGUCAGGGUCUAUGACUACUACCAUCCAGAGGAGCAGGCCCUGACUGAUUAUAAUGUUUUCUGCAGCUGAGCCAUUUCGUCCUGCCCCAGGGGAGCCCUGUGUAUCUCUGAUUCAGCAUGUUCCCUUCAUCUAGGACGGCAUCAGAAUUCCUUAGGCCUCCAGGGACUUUACUCUCUGCCCUCUGUUUUCUGGACUCUGUAGUGUUGUCUUUGCUGGAUUGCCCUGUAGGCCGGACAUGAAGUGCUUGCCACGUGUCCUUGCUGUGAAAAGUCACGUGCUCUUUCUGGGACUCUCCACAGGGAUAUCUGGGCUGGUAUAGUGCAUGGCUCUGCCUGCCAAUGGAGUGACAGUGCUUAUAGGCAGUUUGCACUGUUCUGGAAGAACUUCCAAGCAGAAUUCAUGGUCCUACUUUCAGCUUAUGCGAUUUGGCUAUGGAGAGUUUCAACUCUUCUUGGGGAGAGGCUGAGACAUAACAAAGACACUUGAUCAAACCAGAGAAACACUUUCCUUGAGAGUCCUUAGUGAGGGCUCCCAAGCUGUCUGCAUCCCAGAGUUAAUCAUUUGGGUUAUAUUAUUUUCUCUCUGGGAUACUCCCUCUCCCUGCCCUCAUUCCUCCAGGCAUCUAGUCUGCUCUCUUACUGUCCAUUGUUUCAGCCCACAGGGAUCCCAGUAGUGGGAGAUGCCCCAGAUCAGCAGGGCUGCUGCAUUGUUGCUUCUGGGAUGAUGGGGCAUAUGUCUCCUGGAAAGUCAUGCCUCAGUGGGCUUGGGAUAUUGGUCCUGGGGCAGAUCUCAGGUUGGAUUUCAGGAUUAAACCCAGCCCAAGCCUUGUUCCUCAUCCUGACAGACAUUUCCUGGUGAAUUUUUUUGGGUGUUUGAUUAAUUCUGAUUGUUUUAAUUCAGGGAUUUUCCUGCUUGUAAAAAGAAUGAAAAUAAAAUAUAAAUCAUGA